Molecule: messenger RNA, 1989 nt
Organism: Mugil cephalus (flathead mullet)
Lineage: Eukaryota; Metazoa; Chordata; Actinopteri; Mugiliformes; Mugilidae
Gene: pdhb
Product: pyruvate dehydrogenase E1 subunit beta
Exons: 11
Coding region: 61-1143 (360 amino acids)
Biological process (GO): pyruvate decarboxylation to acetyl-CoA
Molecular function (GO): pyruvate dehydrogenase (acetyl-transferring) activity
Source: RefSeq, a predicted model, not a curated record
GAGGAAGUUCCCGAUGCCACUGGAGACCCCGCCCACUCUCCGGCAGAGGACAGGUUCAAGAUGGCGACGUCCCUGAGGUGCUUCCUCCGCAUUGGAAAGAAUGCCGUGUCUGCUGUACGGGUGCGGGGAUUUCACAAAAGCUCUCCGGCCGCUGUGCAGGUGACCGUCCGUGAUGCCCUCAACCAGGCGUUGGACGAGGAGCUGGAGAGGGACGAGCGGGUGUUCCUGAUGGGUGAGGAGGUGGCUCAGUACGACGGAGCCUACAAGGUGAGCAGGGGCCUGUGGAAGAAAUAUGGAGACAAACGCGUCAUGGACACUCCGAUCUCAGAGAUGGGGUUCGCCGGCAUCGCAGUGGGAUCCGCCAUGGCCGGCCUCAGGCCCAUCUGUGAAUUCAUGACCUUUAACUUCUCCAUGCAAGCCAUCGACCAGGUCAUCAACUCUGCAGCAAAGACCUACUACAUGUCAGCCGGUCUGCAGUCGGUCCCCAUCGUCUUCAGAGGACCCAACGGAGCGUCGGCAGGCGUUGCUGCUCAGCACUCGCAGUGCUUCGCUGCGUGGUAUGCUCACUGUCCAGGUCUGAAGGUUGUGAGUCCCUGGAACGCAGAAGAUGCCAAGGGCCUCCUGAAAGCAGCCAUCAGAGACGACAACCCUGUGGUGUUCCUGGAGAACGAGCUGAUGUACGGCGUUGCCUUCGAGAUGUCGGAGGAGUCGAUGUCUAAAGACUUCACCAUUCCCAUCGGCAAAGCAAAGAUUGAGAGACAAGGCAAUCACGUCACCUUGGUUUCCCACUCUCGGUAUGUGGGUCACUGUCUGGAUGCUGCCGCCGUCCUCGCAAAGGAGGGGGUCGAGUGUGAGGUGAUCAACCUUCGGACCAUCCGUCCUAUGGAUGUGGAAAGCAUUGAGGCCAGCGUGGUGAAGACCAACCACCUGGUGACAGUGGAGGGUGGCUGGCCUCAGUUUGGUGUCGGAGCCGAGAUCUGUGCCAGGAUCAUGGAAGGUCCGGCCUUCAACUACCUGGAUGCUCCGGUUACCAGGGUAACAGGCGUCGACAUCCCCAUGCCAUACGCCAAAAUCCUAGAGGACCACAGCAUCCCUCAGAUCAAAGACAUCAUCUUCGCCGUCAAAAAAACCCUCAACGUCUGAGACCCUCUCGUUCACACUAGACUAUUGAAAUGUCGGUAAAAUAUUAGAACCAUGUAUAAAAUACAGCCAAAAUGUUCUUUUCCUCUAAAACAAUAAUCCUUCAGAUUGUUAAGUUUCCGGCCAGAUGUUGGUCAAUCAAACGCACAACAACAGAGAGUUAAGUUGAACUGGUUAUGAAGUUGACUGAACUCUGUUUAUCUGUAGCUCUGGCUGCUUUCUUCACUUCCACUUUCAAAAUAAAAGCUUUAAGCUUUAUCUUGUAGGCUCAUUUUCUGUGCUCAUGAGGAUGUUUAAGAAUGACUAAAAAAAAAAAAUCUAUAUUUUAUUAAAUUUUAUUUUUCCCACUAAAGAUAUUUAGUAAAUUCGGUUUUGCCCUUUCUUAGUUUUGUCGGUCAAAGCUUAAAUUCUUAUUUAUUGGGAAUCUCUCAACUUCAGAUUCCAUUUUGUUAAAGGUUUUAUUUAAACCCUUUGUUUUUGCCUUUUCACAACUAAAUUUAAUGUCUCCAAACUACUCCAUCAAGACACAUCUGGCGAAGACCAUUUCAGACCCUCCAAAUGUCAAACCUGCACUUAUAUUUUCAGGCUGAUUUAAAUGUGAAACUCUUUGCAGUUGUUGUCGGUAAUAAACUUCCACAUGUUUCUAACCACCAGAACACACCACAUUCAGACUAUUAACCUAAUUCCUGACUCUGACUCAAGUUCGUCUCCACUUAAGCAGCAGUGAAGAAGAAGAAGAAGAAGAAUGACCCAGAGAAUGGGAAUAUUUAUUGUAGCUGCAGCAGCUUUGUGGAUGUUUUGUUGCUGUAAAUGACUGUUACGGAAAAUAAAAACCUGUCAGUCCCUUAA